UCAAAUGUUUUUCAAUAAUCAAAAUUGUUAGAACAACAAAUUAUUACCUGUCUCUCCUUACCCUAAAUCAUGUGAUUUGUUGCCACUCCUAAAAUCACAACACAUUUACCUAAAAUUUCCCUUUCUUCAAUACAAUUUUCCUAAAUUUUCACCUUGAAUUCUUGUCAAUAACUUUUUCAAGAUUUUUCAAUUUACUCACAACCUCAUUAAUUGGUCACAAUAUCUUUGAUUUUGCAUACACUUUUGGCUUGUUACAAGGAACAAGUUUCCAUUGAGUCCUUUUGAUGACAAAAUAUAAAAGGAGAUAGAAAAGCAACUCAAACAUGGCUGGUUGUGAAUUCUAGGAUCAUUUCUUUAUUUUGGUUUCAAAUAUUGAAGGCUAGAAAUGUCCUCAAAGCAUGAAAGUCCUGAUAAGAAAGAUGUAUCAGGUACACACAAAAGGCUAUCAAAUCUGAUGCACCAAGCUGGAAACAGGUAUUGUGCCGAUUGCGGAACUCCAGAGCCAAAAUGGGUAUCUUCAAGUCUUGGAGUAUUUAUUUGCAUCAAGUGUUCCGGCAUACAUAGAAGUUUAGGAGUCCACAUAUCAAAGAUUGCAUCAUUGAAGCUAGAUCAAUGGUCAGAUGAACAAGUUGAUGCAUUAGAGAAGUUGGGUGGAAAUACAUUCUUAAAUAAAAAAUAUGAAGCUUGCUUACCAAGUAAUAUAAAAAAACCAAAACCACAUACCUCGAUCGAAGAGCGCUCCGAAUAUAUCAGGAAAAAAUAUGAGGAACUACAGUUUAUGAUGGAGAGUGAUGAGAAUUCAUUAUGUCCAUUUGUACCAUCUCAAGGAAGAAGUGUAUCAUUAGGUCCGAGUAGUUCUUCAUGUUACACUUAUCAUAUUGACAACAAAAAAUAUGAAAAAGCGCUGACAAGACAUCAUAUCGGACACGCAUUCCGAAAGAGCUGGACAAGAAAAGAUUCUGAGCACAAGUGUUCAAAGAAGAGUACCUCAUUGGCAGGUAUGGUUGAAUUUGUUGGGUUGAUUAAGGUUAAUGUUAGGAAAGGCACUCACCUAGCUAUUAGAGAUGUAGUGACCAGUGACCCUUAUGUCAUCCUUUCUUUGGGACACCAAUCGGUAAAAACACGCGUUAUAAGGAACAAUUUGAAUCCAGUUUGGAAUGAAAGUCUAAUGCUAUCAAUUCCAGAGAACAUUCCUCCCCUUAAAGUGCUUGUAUAUGAUAAGGAUACAUUUUCAACUGAUGAUUUUAUGGGCGAAGCUGAAAUAGACAUUCAACCACUAGUUUUAGCUGCAAUUGCAUACGAGAAAUCUACGGCCAACGAGUCCGUGCAGCUAGAGAAAUUUGUAGAAAGCAGGGACAACACUCUUGUUAGAGAUGGUGUCAUAUCUCUUGAGGAUGGGAAGAUCAAACAAGAAAUCUCAGUGAGACUACAGAAUGUUGAGAGAGGUGUUCUUGAGAUUGAGCUUGAGUGUGUUCCUCUAAUUCAAUAGCUUGGAUAGAAAGUUAAGGGCCAGGAAGACUUUUAUUAACAUUUAGUUUUGGAACAUAUGUAUCAGAAAUAUUAAUCUGUUUUUUAGAUUUUUCUGUCUCUUCUCCUCUUGUAUAUUCUAUGAUGUGACUUAAGAGAAUUGUUCCUCUAUUAAAGGUUCUUU
Medicago truncatula (barrel medic) is the source of this 1651-nucleotide messenger RNA. RefSeq names its product probable ADP-ribosylation factor GTPase-activating protein AGD11. The transcript has 9 exons. The record is from RefSeq and is a predicted model, not a curated record. NCBI's taxonomy places the organism in Eukaryota, Viridiplantae, Streptophyta, Magnoliopsida, Fabales, Fabaceae. Gene Ontology annotation, molecular function: GTPase activator activity; phospholipid binding. Bases 386 to 1489 code for a protein of 367 amino acids.